Messenger RNA from Prunus dulcis (almond), 2172 nucleotides. Its product is annotated as pyruvate kinase, cytosolic isozyme. Gene Ontology annotation, cellular component: cytoplasm. The transcript is spliced from 3 exons. Gene Ontology annotation, biological process: glycolytic process. The coding region runs from base 435 to 1922 and encodes 495 amino acids. Lineage: Eukaryota; Viridiplantae; Streptophyta; Magnoliopsida; Rosales; Rosaceae. The record is from RefSeq and is a predicted model, not a curated record. Gene Ontology annotation, molecular function: potassium ion binding; magnesium ion binding; pyruvate kinase activity.
GCUUGGCUGAUAAAAUAAGCUACCUUGUUGCCCAAGAAGCAAGGGAAUAUGCUUAUGCUGCUCGCUUGCUUCUAUUGUUUUGUUUUGUUUUGUUUAUAAAAAGGAAACAAAAUAUUAAAAGAGAAGAAAGAAAAACAGAGUGGCAUCGGCGAACACGCUUCUCGCUCUUCUAUUUUACCAUUCUCUCUCAUACAAUCUCAUAGACCAUAGAUCACACACACAGACCACAGAUCGCAAAACCUAUUAGCCUAUAGCCCACCUUUUUUAUUUUAUAUUUCUUUCUUUUUUCAUUGAGAUUGAGAGGCUCUUUCAUUGACAAAACACACAACUCUCAAACUCUCCGCCAACUCUCCUCCAACUCGUCAACUCUCAAACUCUCAAAAAAGAAGAGGAAGAAGAAGAUUCCAAGGCGGAAAUACAAGGAGAAUAGGAAAAUGGAUCAGAGGCCCAAGACGAAGAUCGUGUGCACGCUAGGACCUGCAUCGCGUUCGGUGCCCAUGGUCGAGAAGCUGCUCAGGGCCGGAAUGAACGUUGCGCGCUUCAACUUCUCCCAUGGCUCCCACGAAUACCAUCAGGAGACCCUCGACAAUCUCAGGGCCGCCAUGGAAUCCACCGGUAUUCUAUGCGCCGUCAUGCUCGACACCAAGGGUCCAGAGAUUCGAACUGGAUUUCUCAAGGAUGCCAAACCUGUCCAGCUCAAACAGGGCCAAGAAAUCACCAUAUCCACUGACUAUAGCAUCAAGGGUGAUGAAACUACCAUUUGCAUGAGCUACAAGAAGUUGGCUGAGGAUGUCAAGCCAGGGAGCAUGAUACUCUGCGCUGAUGGCACUAUCUCAUUUUUGGUUUUAUCUUGUGACAAGCAAAAGGGUUUGGUUCAAUGCCGCUGUGAGAACUCUGCUGUUCUCGGUGAGAGAAAGAACGUUAAUCUUCCAGGGGUCGUAGUGGAUCUCCCGACCUUAACAGACAAGGACAAAGAAGACAUUCUUAAGUGGGGAGUUCCAAAUAAGAUUGACAUGAUUGCUCUGUCUUUUGUUCGGAAAGGUUCCGACCUUGUGGAGGUUAGGAAGCUCCUUGGAAAGCAUUCUAAGAAUAUCCUUCUCAUGUCAAAGGUUGAGAAUCAGGAAGGGGUGGCGAACUUUGAUGACAUCCUUGCAAAUUCAGAUGCAUUCAUGGUGGCACGAGGUGAUCUUGGAAUGGAAAUUCCAAUUGAAAAGAUCUUCCUUGCCCAGAAAGUGAUGAUCUAUAAGUGCAACAUCCAAGGAAAACCCGUCGUCACGGCAACACAGAUGUUGGAGUCAAUGAUCAAAUCUCCACGUCCAACUAGGGCUGAAGCUACUGAUGUUGCCAAUGCGGUUCUAGAUGGCACAGAUUGUGUGAUGUUAAGUGGUGAGACUGCUGCAGGAACUUAUCCUGAACUUGCAGUUCGGACCAUGGCCAAAAUAUGCGUAGAAGCAGAAAGUACCCUUCAUUAUGGAGAUGUCUUCAAAAGGAUUAUGGAUCAUUCUCCCGUGCCCAUGAGCCCAUUAGAGAGCCUGGCUUCUUCUGCCGUUAAAACAGCCAACUCGUCCAAAGCAGCUCUUAUUUUGGUCCUAACCAGAGGAGGAAGUACCGCAAAACUGGUGGCUAAGUACAGACCAGGCAUGCCUAUACUGUCUGUUGUUGUCCCUGAGAUCAAGACCGAUUGCUUUGACUGGUCAUGUAGUGAUGAAGCUCCAGCAAGGCAUAGUCUAAUUUUCCGUGGCUUGGUUCCAGUUUUAAGUGCAGGAUCUUCCAGGGCCUCUCAUGCAGAGACGACUGACGAAGCACUGGACUUUGCCAUUCAACAUGCUAAGACGAAGGGGCUCUGCAAGAAUGGAGAUGCUGUUGUGGCUCUGCACCGUGAUGGAACUGCAUCUGUGAUCAAGAUCUUGACUGUGAAGUGAUGAUCAUCCCGAUAACUUUUUUGCUGCCCUUUUUGGCGUUCUCAGAAUUAGCCAAUGACAAUGCUUAUGAUUUUGCCUCAUUUAAUAUGUUUUUGGAUGCAAAAACAUCUACCUACUGCCAUCUAUCUUUGUGAUGAGCUGGCUUUGAUAGCUACAUAAUUGCUGAAUGCGAUAUGGAACUUUAUGCAAUACUAAUAGGAUUAUUUGCAAUAUUAUAUUUUAAGGGAAUACAUUUUCCUACUUUGCUGAA